Messenger RNA from Protopterus annectens (West African lungfish), 1208 nucleotides. RefSeq names its product folate receptor gamma-like. Gene Ontology annotation, molecular function: signaling receptor activity. The coding region runs from base 139 to 894 and encodes 251 amino acids. The record is from RefSeq and is a predicted model, not a curated record. The transcript has 5 exons. Gene Ontology annotation, cellular component: external side of plasma membrane. NCBI's taxonomy places the organism in Eukaryota, Metazoa, Chordata, Ceratodontiformes, Protopteridae.
AAAAUCUUUCCUUUGGUGAGUUGUGGUGCUUCAGCAGUUGUGUUACUCUCCAGUCUAAGCUAAAUCGUGCCACUCACUGACAGACUAGAAAGGCUCCAGUGCUUCAGACACACCUGCUAAAUCUGCACAUUGAGGAAAAUGUUUCUUCAUCUUAUUGUAUUACUAAUUCCUGUUGUGACUGCUGCUUGCAAGAAGGAUGUACUGAACAUGUGUAUGGAUGCCAAGCAUCACAAAACUGAGCCUGGACCUGAAGGGAAUCUGUAUGGGCAGUGUACCCCCUGGAAGGAUAAUGCAUGUUGCACUACGAACACCAGCUCAGAAGCCCACAAAAAUGAAUCAUACCUGUAUAAUUUUAACUGGAAUCACUGUGGGGCAAUGUCUGAAAAAUGCCUGAAGCACUUCAUACAAGACACAUGCUUCUAUGAGUGUUCUCCCAAUCUAGGGCCAUGGAUCAAUGAGACUGACACCAGCUGGCGUAAAGAGCGCAUCACAGAUGUACCUCUGUGUCAAGAGGACUGUGACCAGUGGUGGGAUGACUGCAAGAAUGACCAAACAUGCAAAGAGAACUGGCACAAGGGCUGGGACUGGACAACAGGUACCAACCAGUGUCCUAAAGGCACUCAAUGCAGGCCAUUUACAGAAGUGUUUCCUACGCCAUCAGAUAUGUGUGAAAAGAUAUGGAGCAAUUCUUACAAAUACACAACUUAUAAACGGAAAAGCAACAAAUGUAUGCAACUUUGGUUUGAUAAAGGUCAGAAUCCCAAUCCUCCAGUUACGAAGCACUAUGCUAUCCAAAUGGGUCUUAUUGAUGGUGCCUCAUCAGUUCAACUGAUGAUUUCAGCCAUCCUGGGCAUACCACUUUUGGUCCUUCUGUUGAAUCUGGAGACUUUUUAACCAAACUUGGAAGAAAAUAAUGUCACCGUCAUCAGUAAAGGAGCAUGUACUGUGAAACUGCCUCAUACACUGUGCCAAGUCAAGUACUAUUCAGUUACCCACUAUGCAACUGCCUUGUUGCCAUUGGCUCAGCUCAAUGGUGUACAAAGUGAAUUGUUUUCCAAUAUAAUCAAUUGGAAUUGUUUUGUGACCUUACAAACUGAAAUUUCUAGCAAACUGAAUGUGAAAACAACUGUGAAGUGAAAAAUAAACAUGUAUACCAUGCUUACUUCAAGAAAUUUCAAUCUGAAGAAUAAAACAAAAAAUUAAAUAUU